Messenger RNA from Pochonia chlamydosporia 170, 696 nucleotides. RefSeq lists its product as hypothetical. Bases 1 to 696 code for a protein of 231 amino acids. The record is from RefSeq and is a predicted model, not a curated record. Lineage: Eukaryota; Fungi; Ascomycota; Sordariomycetes; Hypocreales; Clavicipitaceae. The transcript has a single exon.
AUGGCUCUCCCAAACGCAACACCUCCCCUCCUACUGACGAAGCGCCUUAACGCUUUCCUCCACGCCAACCAAACACCUCAACUUCCCACGCUCCUCCUCACCACCUACCACGGCAAACUCCUCGCGCACACAAGCCCCCACCCCGUGUCUGUCCUGCGAACGCACGCAACCGUCGCGGCAUCCCUCCUCGCCAUUCACACGUCGUCCUCCGUGGACGUUCCCUCCGCGCUCCCCGGCUCGCGGACCCCCGAUCCUAUCACCAGCUCUCCCGUCCUCGGGCCCGAACACUCAGACAAUGACGACGUAGCGCCUCACGACAUGUCCGCGUCCAGCAAGGCCGCUGCACGAAGAAGAGCCGCCAAGUCGGUCAAACCCGUCACCAUUACAGUCCAGCUUAGCGGUGGGACCGUCAUCAUCCGCCGCCUUAAAUGCGGCUUGUUGUUCGUGUGUGUUGGUCCUUCGGCGCAUGAUCUCCAGCCCGAUGCGCACUUGCAGGAGAACGGCGACACCGUCGGUAGCCCGAGCGAGGUGGAAAGCCUGGUCAGUGCAGGGGGUCAAACGACGUCCAGCUUAGAUAGCCUGGGUGCUGCGUCGGUCGUGGCGAUGAGGAGACAUGCGGGGGAUUUAGCUCGCUGGCUGGAUGAUAAGUUAGGCACUUUGCGGGUUCCAGAGGAGGGUGUCGGGUCGAGUGAGUGA